CUGCCACAUGUCACCAUGGCAGUAUCUCUUGGCCCUUUAUCUGAUCUGAGGGUAGAACUUACACUCACGGAAAUCAACCAGGAGCUUCAGUUGUAGCUGGCAAAGAAGAAGCAGGACUUCCAAGACCUCCCAGAGAAAUUCCUUGUAUCCCAAGCUACUGCCUACUCCCUGGCCAACCAGCUGCAGAAAUACAAGUAUGAAGCAUUUAAGGACAUCAUUGAAUCUGUGCUGGGGGAGAAGCUGCUGUUUGAGGCGCUGAGGCUAGCAGAGAAGCUGGCAGAGAAGCCCACGCAAGCUGAGAGGACAUGUGAUACCCUAACUCGAAGUCAGGCACGAGAGCUGACCCAGUUACGGCGGACAUUACGGGAAGUGAAAGAUGACACUGUCCUACUCCAGCAGCACCUCAAGGACCUCCUCACCCACAACGACCUUGACAACCACCAGGGGCAGGGCUUCUAAGAGCGGCUGACUGAGGGACACAGGCUGGCAGAGCACCUUGCCCACAAGCUCAGCCCAGCUAAGGGGGCCACAGUACCUGAUAACACUGAGCUCUGCUCCAAGGUCCCCUGCUCACAAGAGACUCCACACCUGGUCACAGAAAGAACAGUGAGGUCAAGAGAGUCACAGAUGCCAGACGCAAGGAGAAGCAGAACUGCAGACUGUAUUGAUUUACUUCGCUCAACCCACAUGGAAAUGGCCGUGUUAACUUGGUCGUCUGUUGUCUCCGUGCUACUUGUAUGUACGACCCAAGGUGAAUGCACCACCCUUAGGAUUUCCUGCACACACAGAGAAUAUCUGUUCUCUCCUAAAGGAACUCCAAGUGUGGAGCUGCAGGAGGUUGAAAAGAAGGAAGUGCCUCAGGAAUCCCAGGAUGAAUGUGUUUUGACUCCUUCAAUUCUCCAAGCAAGUUCUGACUGCAACCAGCCUUACGACAAUCAAAAUGAUCAUAAACAAGUGGAUGGACAAGAGCCAGUCCCCCAGGAUGUUGAAAAGAAGGAAGUGCUCCAGGAAUCCCAAGAUGAAUGUGUUCUGGCUCCUUCAACUCCCCAGGAAGGUUCUAACUGCUACCAGCCUUACACUGAUGAAAAAUUUGCAUUUGAUGAAGAGAAAGUGAGGUCUGCUCUGGAUGGAGCCUGUGGUUGCUCCCAUGCUAAAGAGGAUGAAAUUUCAACUGGUCUCCCAGAAAACCAAACUGAUCACAGUGACCCGCAAGGACCAGUGGCUAUUGCCACAAGGUAA
Molecule: messenger RNA, 1239 nt
Organism: Delphinapterus leucas (beluga whale)
Lineage: Eukaryota; Metazoa; Chordata; Mammalia; Artiodactyla; Monodontidae
Source: RefSeq, a predicted model, not a curated record